CCAAACGAGAGAAAACUUCCACGAAGCCCUUUGCUCACCGUUUCACACCGUUUCGAGGAUACCUGUCGUUCAAGCUGGAAACGGUGCGCACCGUUUUCAGAUUGAACGUGCCCCAGUCCUAAACUGACAAUCGAAUAGUCGCGCUCUGAUGAGGUAAGAUUGCGUCACACGUGUUCGUACUCACGGCAGCGCCAUUCAAGUAUUAACAACAUGGCUACAGUACAAGUCAGUGAAGCUGAAAAAUUGUAUGUUCUGCAUGGCGUACGGGACGAUUUACGAGUUGAUGGACGGGGAUGCGAGGACUACAGACAUGUGGAGGUCGAGACAGAUGUUGUGUCUAACACAGAUGGUUCCGCAAAGGUUUCUCUGGGGCAUACAAACGUUCUGGUUGGAGUCAAAGCAGAAAUAGGAAAGCCAAAACCCAUGGUGCCAGAUGAAGGAUAUUUGGAGUUCUUUGUUGACUGCUCUGCCAACGCCACUCCAGAGUUUGAGGGUCGAGGUGGCGAGGGUCUUGGUAUAGAGCUGAGCAACACCCUGGUUAAAGUGUUCAGUAACAAGCACUGCUUGGACUUGAAGAGUCUCUGUAUCAGCCCUGGAGAGAACUGCUGGGUUCUGUACGUGGAUGUACUGCUCCUGCAGUGUGAUGGAAACUUGUUUGACGCCAUCUCCAUGGCCAUCAAGGCAGCCCUCUUCAACACAAAGAUACCUAAAGUGCACAUAUGUGAAGAUGAGGACGGAGGAAAAGAGAUUGAACUGUCAGAUGACCCGUACGACUGUGUUCGAGUCAAUGUAGAGAACAUCCCCUGCAUUGUGACCUUAUGCAAGAUAGGCCACCGGCACGUGGUGGACGCCACCCUGCAGGAGAAGGCGUGCUCAGUAGCCAGCCUGCUCAUCUCCGUCACACACACGGGCAUGGUGACCUGCGUCAGGAAGGUGGGGGGAGGCAGCCUGGAUCCAGAGAGCAUAUUCGAGAUGACUGAGACGGGGAAACGGGUGGGCAAAGCCCUUCACGCCCCCCUCAUGGAGCUGCUACAGAAAGAGGAAAGCCUUGGAUCAAAGAGACAGAAAGUUGGCUUCCUAGGGUAAAAUGGUGCCCACCACCCUGUCAGUUUGUACCCAUUUGUUUUGCUUUUUUUGUAAUAAAAUAUGCCCACCUUUUUGAA
Molecule: messenger RNA, 1163 nt
Organism: Clupea harengus (Atlantic herring)
Lineage: Eukaryota; Metazoa; Chordata; Actinopteri; Clupeiformes; Clupeidae
Gene: exosc7
Product: exosome component 7
Biological process (GO): nuclear-transcribed mRNA catabolic process, deadenylation-dependent decay; TRAMP-dependent tRNA surveillance pathway; nuclear polyadenylation-dependent rRNA catabolic process
Cellular component (GO): nuclear exosome (RNase complex); cytoplasmic exosome (RNase complex)
Molecular function (GO): mRNA 3'-UTR AU-rich region binding
Source: RefSeq, a predicted model, not a curated record